GCAGAGAGGUGGUGAUGGCGAACCAGCUUCUAACAUUAAACCAAGAAGAUCUAGAUCUUGGGGCUCUUUUUGUGUCGUUGUCGUUUCCAUCUCGUGUCGACAAUCUAGCGUCUCUGCAGUUGCGUCCAACUAAGACACUAAUGCCUGCGGUUAGCGACUAUGCCAGCUACUGUAGUCGCACCAAUGCAGCUGCACUCCGUUACGAUAGAUCUGUCCUACCCCACAAGAGGUACAACGGCCGCUUUGCACAGGCUCGAGCAAUAUUCCACGGGUGCUUUGGAAGCACAAGCUGGUAAUAACCCAAUGCUAAAAAGCCGUCUGCGAAGG
Messenger RNA from Baudoinia panamericana UAMH 10762, 327 nucleotides. RefSeq lists its product as uncharacterized. Bases 15 to 296 code for a protein of 93 amino acids. The transcript has 2 exons. The record is from RefSeq and is a predicted model, not a curated record. Lineage: Eukaryota; Fungi; Ascomycota; Dothideomycetes; Mycosphaerellales; Teratosphaeriaceae.